Cylicocyclus nassatus is the source of this 906-nucleotide messenger RNA. Lineage: Eukaryota; Metazoa; Nematoda; Chromadorea; Rhabditida; Strongylidae. The record is from the annotation of a GenBank genome assembly.
AUGCAACAUAGAGCUGUGGUUUGGCAAGGCUUUGCACAGAGGUUGAAGAGAAGUACAUCAAUGCUGGCAAUAAAAGUUUUAAUACUCUUUGUUUCCGCCCAAACAUAUCAAGGAGCCAUAUUGUCAAAUGACUACAACCCACUGCCCAAAUUCGACGUUUUUGCCGUAAGCGUCUGUGUUGCCACUCAAUUCACCUUGAUGUUCAUCAUCACCAACUUAGAGACCAUUGGGUCAAUGUAUGCGAUGGCUAUGUGGGGUUGGACUUCAGCGCAGACCGUCGUCAACGUAGGGAUUCUACAAGCCGUCAAUGGCGCAGCAAGUGUGCUAGUCUACACUGGUUUCGUGGUAAAGCUUGGAGAUUACGUUUCGAAUGGUCGUGAACGAAUUUGGACGAUGAUCGGGUUGGGGCUCGGAUUCUUCUACCACGUCGUUACAUUUCCUUAUCCAUGGGGCUCAACGUUGAAAUUUACUCCAGCAAACCAGACUUCCGACAAUACAAGUGUUGGAUGCGAUCCGGACAACUACAGCUGGUGCAUCUCUGUGCAUGAGGUCAACUUUUGGCUCUAUGCCGUUCUAUACUGUACGCUAUUAGCUGCCUGCUUUCCAAUCGUAAACGUUUCAAUGAAUACGCUCUUCAGUAAAAUCCUUGGAGCAAGGCGGCAGGGCACUAUGCAAGGAAUUAUGUUGAUGUCAGGCAGUUUGGCAAGAACACUUGGACCGCUGCUAGUUUCAUGGUUAUUCCAAGUUUAUGGACCAAUCCCUGUCUGGGGCCUAGAGAUGGGCACCUUGGGAAUAACCCUGUUGCUAUGGAUUGUGCUAUACCGACGAUUGGUACCACUGCAAAUACCUCAGCUGGCAUGCGGAGAGUAUAUGGAGUACGCCGGCGGGACUAAAUAUCGCAUGUAA